AUGUCUACCAGACGGACAACUUCAAGCAAAGACCUCUUUACUCCACUCUCUGACCCAGACGCUGCUUUUCACGUGGCAAACGCUGAAAAACGUCGCCUGAAAGCGGCUCGCUCUGAGGAAACGGCAGCUAUAAACGUUCCUGCUGAAACUCGUGCUGAGAGCACAGCAAGCAUAAAGGAACCUGCUGAGUUGCCACUGCACGCAUCUCAACCCAUCUCUCGGCCAUCGAUGCCCAUCACAGCCAGCCUACCCAACCCCCCCACCGUCUUCCCUCCCCCCUCCCCCUUUCUAACGCUUUCAACGAUGCAGACGGCAUCGACUUCUAGCACCACAGAUCCACCCUCCGACGUAGCUAGAAGGCCUAUUGCCUUGGCAUCGCCGAGCCUGACAACUUCCACCCCCACGGACCUCUCCAACCCCGGUCCCAAGCCACCGGGCAACGGACAAACAACCGGCAGUGUUGUCCUCGGCAACGGAGAAACAACCCGAGUCCAGGAAAGAACUACCGUCGGACCCGGCGAAAGACCCUUCGUCAACCCGGGAGCCAGCCUUUCUCAAAGCCUAGCGGACCGAGAAGCUGCAGUGGCCGAGCGGAUCGCGAACGCCGACCAAAUAGCGCGACUAGAGGAGGCUCUCCUCCUCCUGUCAGUCAAACAAGAAGGUACCAAACCUCCUCCUCGUCCAACGGACGGCGGUGUUGAUCUACAACGAUUUCGAAUUGCUGAUGGUCCCGUUUAUCAAGGACCGUUUCAAACAGUCGAGCCCUUCCUCAACUGGGUCCGAUCCCUAGAGAUUUUUUUUGAAACAAAGGGUGUCUCCCUUGAUUCGGAUAAAAUCCGCAUCGCAGGAGGCCUGGUUUGUGAAACAAACACCCUCUCCUUCUACGCCAACAAUGCCGCGACCCACAGCCGUGGGUCAUGGAAAGACUUCAAAACAAAACUUUUCGACUUCGCUCUCCCAGCCUUGUGGGAUUCCAAACUUCGCGAACAGAUUGUCAGGCUGGAUAUGGCCGACUCCAAAUCCUUCUUGACCUACAGUACUCGGGCAAGGACACUGCAAAGUCUUGUGAAUUUCAACCAAAAGAUGGUAUCCGACUUUGCGCUAGCUGAAGCAGUCACCUUUGGCAUGACAGCUGCACUUAAAGCCAAAGUCCAUGACUUUGAACUCCUCCUGGUAUCACUGUUUGUUUACGGUGGGUUUGAGCGCCGAGCAACAGGCUUAUUCGACAGCAUACCCAAACGGUGUGGAACUUUUCAAGCUAAAGAAAAGAGCUUAGAGGGGAAAAGAACAACUACACAAGGGGAAAUGUGA
Messenger RNA from Puccinia graminis f. sp. tritici CRL 75-36-700-3, 1311 nucleotides. RefSeq lists its product as uncharacterized. The transcript is spliced from 4 exons. The record is from RefSeq and is a predicted model, not a curated record. NCBI's taxonomy places the organism in Eukaryota, Fungi, Basidiomycota, Pucciniomycetes, Pucciniales, Pucciniaceae. Bases 1 to 1311 code for a protein of 436 amino acids.